This is a messenger RNA of Penicillium canescens, 1155 nucleotides long. RefSeq names its product ankyrin repeat domain-containing protein. The transcript has a single exon. The coding region runs from base 1 to 1155 and encodes 384 amino acids. Lineage: Eukaryota; Fungi; Ascomycota; Eurotiomycetes; Eurotiales; Aspergillaceae. Gene Ontology annotation, molecular function: protein binding. The record is from RefSeq and is a predicted model, not a curated record.
AUGGCUGAUCUGGCCGCAAUCGUAUCAGGGAUUGCAGAGUUGCUUUCAGAGCGAGGUGCCGACAUCAACACACUAGAUGAAGAGUAUCACAAUACACUAUUGUUAGAACGCCAGAUGCUGCUGGAUCGAGGUGCCAACGUCAACGCUCAAGGUGGAGAGUACAUCAAUGCACUGCAGGCCGCCUCAAUUCAUAAAAAAAUAGUGCAGAUGCUGCUGGAUCGAGGCGGCGAUGUCAACACCCAAGGUGGAGUUUAUAGCCUUGUACUCCAAGCCGCAUCAUCCAGAGGCCAUGAAAAGGUGGUUCAGUUGCUGUUGGAUCAAGGCGUCAACGUCAACGCCCAAGGUGGAGUUUAUGGCAAUGCACUCCAAGCCGCAUUGUUCGGAGGCCAUGAGAAGGUGGUACAGAUGCUGCUAGAUCGAGGUGCUGACGUCAACGCCCAAGGUGGACUUUAUGACAAUGCACUCCAAGCCGCAUCAUCCGAAGGCCAUGAGAAGGUGGUGCAGAUUUUGCUAGAUCGAGGUGUCGACGUCAACGCCCAAGGUGGAGCUUAUGGCAAUGCAUUCCUAGCCGCAUUAUCCAGAGGUCAUGAAAAGAUGGUGCAGAUGCUGCUAGAUCGAGGUGCCGACGUCAACGCUCAGGGUGGGCAGCAUGGCAAUGCCCUCCAGGCCGCAGCAUCUGGAGGCCACGAAAAGAUAGUGCAAAUGCUGCUAGAUCGAGGUGCCGACGUCAAUGCCCAAGCUGCACUGUACGGCAAUGCACUCCACGCCGCAUCAUCCAGUGGCCAUGAAAAGAUAGUGCAGACGUUGGUGGAUCAAGGCGCCGAUGUCAACGCUCAGGGUGGGCGGUAUAGCAAUGCCCUCCAGGCCGCAGCAUCUAGAGGCCAUGAAAAGGUAGUGCAAAUGCUGCUAGAUCGAGGUGCCGACGUCAAUGCCCAAGCUGUACUGUACGGCAAUGCACUCCAAGCCGCAUCAUCCAGAGGCCAUGAAAAGAUAGUGCAGACGUUGGUGGAUCAAGGCGCCAAUGUCAACGCCCAAGGUGGACAUUAUGGCAGUGCACUCCAAGCCGCAUUAUCCGGAGGCCAUGAAAAGAUAGUGCAGAUGCUGCUAGAUCGAGGUGCCGAAAUUAAUGUUGAUAAAGAACUCAGGCGUGCUUAG